AGACUCGCGCUGAUUCGCACGCUCUCCGCCCCUUCCCUAAGCUCGCGCAGCUCACCGCACGGCACGCACCGCACCACACCGGGCUCCUCCGCAUUCGCUUACCGAGCGCUGUCGGGCUGCUGUGCGAAGUCACCACGGUGGAUUUUUUUUUCCACUGGAGCUGCCGCCAUGUUUUGUUGAAGCAGAAUGACAGCAAGUCGGGGCGGAAUAGGGGGGACGCGCAGCUAAUUUCUCAGUCGCUCGCGAAUUAUCUUCAAUUUUUGUCCGGGAGAUGGUCGUGGGAAUAGACAAGACGGUCGAACGAGGCGCGUUUGAUUUGCUUUGCCCCCCAAAAGUCAACUGAAAGGAUUUAAAAGCAAGUUCAAUUUCCUGGAUAUGCGGUAUUACGUUUUCCUAUGGCGUAGGCACCUUCUUUUAAAAAAACAGUAUUUUGCUUUUUCGGGACAGAAGUCAGACCUUGCAGCAAUAUAAGGGAUACUUUUGUACAUUUUUUUCUACAACUGGCUUAAUAAAAACGACUCGAUCUGUAAUGCUAGGGCACAUCGCUGGCGUACGUAUAACUGGCUGACGGUGCGCGUCUCAGCCCGAGUGCAGGAGUAUAUUUACCAGCAACUUACUAUUAUUAUUGUCAUUAUUAUUUUUGCGCUUAACUAAACUGGUGCUUCUGAAAUAGCUGACGGAGGAUUUUUUUUUGUUGAAGAAGAAGAAGAGGGGAUCUCGUUUUUAUACCUAGGAGCUUUAAAAGGAAACCAUUCAGAGAUGACAAACAGUAUUCCAGCGGAUAUGAUCAACCUGAAGCUCAUCCUGGUGAGCGGUAAAACGAAAGAGUUCCUCUUCUCACCCAAUGACUCGGCCACAGACAUCGCCAAACAUGUGUACGACAACUGGCCAAUGGAUUGGGAGGAGGAGCAGGUGAGCAGCCCUACCAUCCUAAGGCUCAUCUACCAGGGCAGGUUCCUGCACGGCAACGUGACACUAGGAGCCCUGAAACUUCCGCACGGCAAGACGACAGUGAUGCAUUUGGUUGCCAGGGAGACGUUGCCAGAGCCCAAUUCCCAAGGUCAGCGGAACCGUGAGAAGACCGGGGAGAGCAACUGCUGUGUCAUCCUGUAAACAUCGGCAACUGGGUCCCACCGACUGCUGUGCGCUGUGGUCUUUCGUCUUUCAUGCUGCUGAAAUACAUACAUACAUACAUACAUACAUACAUACAUAAUCACACACACACAAAAAAACACACACACAUGUAACCAUACAGUCAAGGGUCACACACACAGGUGCACGUUGUGGCUUGGAGCGUCAGUCGGCUCUUCAUACAAAAAUGAUGAUAAUCAAAACCAGUUGAACAAUGUGGGGAAUAAUGUAAGAACAAAUGGUGUUGGGGAGGUCGUCACAUGGCAGAGCUCCUCUUUGUCGACCAUCUUCCUCUUCUGCCUCCUGCUUCUGCACUAUGUCUGUUCUCGGGAGGACUCUGAGCUUCUCUCCCUGAUGGGUGUUCCUGUAAAUUUUUAAUUUUUUUUUCCUUACCGGGGGAAAUUUAUUUCCACCCAAAAGGGGUUGUUCAAGAAGACGACUGAAGGAGGAGCUCGGUAAAGGGGUCUGGGGGUGUCGUGAUUUGAUUGGAUCACACUAGGGAUUUUGUGAUUUGAUUGGAUCAUUUUAACAGAUCAUUGACCAGUCAUCGCAGCGAUGUGGCAGAGGUAACCAUUUUCAGUUGUGAGACUUUCAUGAUUCGAAUCCAAAAAAAAACUUCAGGUUAACCACUAAAUUAAUCAAACUUGUCAUUUUGUUCGAAAAUGUUACUAGCGUGAUGGCUGACUUAACAUUUGACGUUUGACGUGCCUGUAAUCUUGAUCUGCAGUCGACGGGGAACUAAGGAAUGUUUUUUUGUGUUUUCUAAGGAGAUGGUGUGCUUACUCUGACAUGCAAGUUGUGAACUAAAAUCUUAACAAAAGCCCCCCCCCCCCCUCCCCCGGCUUGGGGAAAAUGGCUGCACCUACUCAGCUACCUUACAUGAGAAGGAUUUACCUUAACAAAUCAUGCAACCAUUUUCUUUGCAUCCACGGCUGUGUUUUGACAGUCUCAGAGAAUUUUAUUGUCCAUCAUAGUGUUUCGCUGUAUUAAAUGACUCCCCCUUAGGGAUGGGUGGGGGCAUUGAGGGGCCCGGUAUAUUGUCGGCACCUUUUUAAAAUGCAAUGCAUCAGCGAACGGUUUUCUGUGUUUGUGGUUCGAGCAGAGGGUAAAUUUGGAAUGAGAUUUUUACUGCCCAGAAAUCAUGUCUUUCUUUGCGUAUGAAAAUCCAUUUGCACACCACAAAGCAUGUGCUAUUUCAUCUACACCUGUACAUUUUUUUAAAAAAUAUUUUUUUCAAUGGGAAUUAUAUUCCAAACUAAAGUUACAAAUGUGUAGAAUAUAUUUAAUAUGAAUCUUAUAUAGUACAUGACUAUAGAUAUUAUUGAUAUAUAUUGGUGUUUUAGUGUAAGAUGGUCUAUAUGAAUAGCUUGCUAGCAGUUGAAACAGUCUUGCUGACAGGAUGUCUUGUACUUUUUAAGCAAACAAACCUUAAUCAUAAACUUUGAUUAUUGUAACGUGUUCUUUUCUUUCUCCUGCCCCCAACUGUUCAUAUUUUUUUUCUGUGGUUAUUGCUUUAAGGAAAAUUCUUUAACACAGUACUAGAUCAUAAAAAAGGUAUUGUUCAUAUUGUAAGAUUUCAUAUCUGUAUAGGACAGAGUUUUCAAAUUGAUUUGUAAAUAGCACUAAAGCUUCUUUUUUUCUUUGAGAACUACAAAUGGAAUAAUUCUUAAAACUAAAUAAAAUAUUGAAUUGCA
Molecule: messenger RNA, 2825 nt
Organism: Brienomyrus brachyistius
Lineage: Eukaryota; Metazoa; Chordata; Actinopteri; Osteoglossiformes; Mormyridae
Gene: ubl3a
Product: ubiquitin-like 3a
Exons: 5
Coding region: 760-1113 (117 amino acids)
Molecular function (GO): protein binding
Source: RefSeq, a predicted model, not a curated record